Molecule: messenger RNA, 716 nt
Organism: Corapipo altera (White-ruffed manakin)
Lineage: Eukaryota; Metazoa; Chordata; Aves; Passeriformes; Pipridae
Gene: RFK
Product: riboflavin kinase
Biological process (GO): riboflavin biosynthetic process; FMN biosynthetic process
Cellular component (GO): mitochondrion
Molecular function (GO): riboflavin kinase activity
Source: RefSeq, a predicted model, not a curated record
UUCCGGGCGCCGGAUACAGCGCACUGGGCAUGCGGGGCGGACGGGCCCAUUCCGGAGGGCGGGCAGGCCCCGCCGAGAGCCGUAUGGAUAGAAAGCAGGAGCGCCCCGCCCCAUCCUCCCCUGUGGUUGGGAGCGCCCUGUGCGAAGGGGUAGCGGCGGAGCGGGGCGGCGGCGCAGGGCUGGCGGUGCUGGCGGCUCUGCCCUGCGCCAUGAGGCACCUGCCGUACUUCUGCCGCGGGGAGGUCGUGAAGGGCUUCGGCAGAGGCUCCAAGGAGUUGGGCAUCCCCACCGCUAACUUUUCUGAGCAAGUGGUUGAAAGCUUUCCACCUGAUAUCUCUACUGGUAUAUACUAUGGAUGGGCCUGUGUUGGAAAUGGAGAUGUACAUAAAAUGGUUUUGAGCAUAGGAUGGAACCCUUUCUAUAGGAAUACUAAGAAAUCAGUGGAAACACAUAUUAUCCACACCUUCAAGGAAGACUUUUAUGGAGAAAUUCUUAGUAUAGUCAUAGUUGGAUAUAUUCGACCGGAAAAAAACUUUGAUUCCUUAGAGGCACUCAUUUCAGCAAUUCAGGAAGACAUUGAAGAAGCAAAAAGGCAGCUAGAUUCAUCAGAACAUCUUAAACUCAAAGAAGAUAACUUCUUUCAUCUGCCAGAAGGCAAACUAGUAAACAACCACUGAGAAAACCAAUACAGUUUUUUAUUUGUUUGUUUGUUUGAA